Molecule: messenger RNA, 648 nt
Organism: Elephantulus edwardii (Cape elephant shrew)
Lineage: Eukaryota; Metazoa; Chordata; Mammalia; Macroscelidea; Macroscelididae
Gene: TCF23
Product: transcription factor 23
Exons: 3
Coding region: 1-648 (215 amino acids)
Biological process (GO): developmental process; regulation of transcription by RNA polymerase II
Molecular function (GO): RNA polymerase II transcription regulatory region sequence-specific DNA binding; DNA-binding transcription factor activity, RNA polymerase II-specific; protein dimerization activity
Source: RefSeq, a predicted model, not a curated record
AUGUCACAGAGGGAGGCCAACGGGGUAGCAGCAAUGCCAGGAGUGGGACAUAAUCACCCGAAGGCCAAACCUUGGGUGCUCCCAGGCAUUAGCAGGAAGAGGAGCCGCCUGGGCAGAACAAGACAGGACGUGUGGGGAGAGAGCUGGAGCAACCAGAGGUGGAACAGAGCGACCCUUGGCGCCCGAGAGGCCAGGGUGAGGAACCCGACAUGGGGCAGGAGCGAGGCUGGUCCUGAAAAUGCUGCACGGGAGCGGAGUCGGGUAAGGACCCUGCGCCAGGCCUUCCUGGCCCUGCAGGCCACCCUGCCAGCCGUGCCACCCGACACCAAGCUCUCCAAGUUGGAUGUGCUGGUGCUGGCCACCAGCUACAUAGCCCACCUCACUCACACCCUCGGCCAUGAGUUUCCUGGCCCUGCCUGGCCCCCCUUCCUGCGUGGACUCCGCUACUUGCAUCCCCUCAAGAAAUGGCCGAUGCGCUCUCGUCUCUAUGCUGGAGGCCUCGGCCUCGGGUGCUCCGGCCUUGACUCCACCACAGCCACCACCUCAGGCCAAAGGAAGAGGGAUGAGGAGGCCAAGCCUGAGGUCUCUGCAGAGAUACAGUCUCUCCUCCUCGCCAGACCCUUCACUCCAGCUCUCGAUGAAAAAUGA